CGCCCCCUCCGUUAUUUCCUCACUUUCUCGCACUCCUUCUCUCUCUAAACAUAAAAGCUCUCUCUUUCUCUCUCUCUCGCUUUCCCUCUCCCUUUCUCUUUCUAAAAAUCAAAAUCCCUCCUCCCUAAAUCUGAAUGGCGUCCCCACGCGAGGAGAACGUGUACAUGGCCAAGCUGGCCGAGCAGGCCGAGCGCUACGAGGAGAUGGUUGAGUUCAUGGAGAAGGUCGUCGGCGCCGUUGACGGAGACGAACUUUCCGUUGAGGAACGGAACCUCCUCUCCGUGGCCUACAAGAACGUCAUCGGUGCCCGGCGCGCGUCCUGGAGGAUCAUUUCUUCGAUCGAGCAGAAGGAGGAGAGCCGCGGCAACGAGAGCCACGUGUCUGCCAUCAAAAGCUACAGAUCCAAGAUCGAGUCGGAGCUCUCUUCCAUUUGUGACGGCAUUUUGAAGCUUCUUGACACGAAGCUUAUCGGAUCCGCAUCCAAUGGUGACUCCAAGGUCUUCUACUUGAAGAUGAAGGGUGAUUAUCAUCGCUAUUUGGCGGAGUUUAAGACUGGAGCUGAGCGAAAGGAGGCCGCCGAGAAUACUCUCUCCGCGUACAAGUCUGCUCAGGAUAUUGCUAAUGCUGAGCUGGCCCCAACUCACCCAAUCCGUCUUGGCCUGGCACUCAAUUUCUCAGUCUUUUACUAUGAGAUUUUGAAUUCUCCUGACCGUGCUUGUAAUCUUGCCAAACAGGCUUUUGAUGAAGCAAUUGCUGAGCUGGACACUCUUGGAGAGGAAUCAUACAAGGAUAGCACUCUUAUCAUGCAGCUUCUCCGUGACAACCUUACUUUGUGGACUUCCGACAUGCAGGAUGAUAAUUCUGAGGAGAUAAAGGAAGCACCUAAGCCCGACAACGAGUAGUAAAUUUUAGUGGUUUAGGAUUUGGGUGUUCUGCUGUUCUCUCUAUAGUAUUCUACUUUUCCAGAAUCAAGAAUUGCUGCUUGUAGCAUGAUGUACUUAGGUUGAUAGUCAACUUCUUUGGUGACUUCCAAUUUUAGAUGUCCUUAUCUUCCCAUCUCUCUGUGAUUUCUCAUCUUUCAUUUCUUACCAGAAGACUAAUAUCUUGUGCCAAAGUUUGGUUAUACUUCCAUGUCUAUUUAUCUCCAAGAAUGCUGCAAUGAUUUUGUAUUAUCCUUUAAAA
This is a messenger RNA of Sesamum indicum (sesame), 1182 nucleotides long. RefSeq names its product 14-3-3-like protein 16R. The record is from RefSeq and is a predicted model, not a curated record. NCBI's taxonomy places the organism in Eukaryota, Viridiplantae, Streptophyta, Magnoliopsida, Lamiales, Pedaliaceae.